Messenger RNA from Strongylocentrotus purpuratus (purple sea urchin), 1387 nucleotides. Its product is annotated as low-density lipoprotein receptor-related protein 4-like. The record is from RefSeq and is a predicted model, not a curated record. NCBI's taxonomy places the organism in Eukaryota, Metazoa, Echinodermata, Echinoidea, Camarodonta, Strongylocentrotidae. The transcript is spliced from 7 exons. Bases 66 to 1265 code for a protein of 399 amino acids.
UUAUCUCUCUGGAUGUGAGUGAUGCGGCCAGUAACAAUGGGUUAAACCUGAACUACACCUUACCCAUGCUGAACGAGUGCAAUGAGAUAAUGCUUCCCAAUGGCAGCAUGGUGCAGACCAUCCCCAAGCUCGCCGUGUCACCCGAAGUAGCAGCUUUCGUCGAUGGAAAGAGUUUACCCUGUAGUGGAACUGAACAGAGGGUGUGCAAAUAUCCUGACUGUUAUAGUAAUCCCUGUGAAAAUGGCUGGUGUGAGGAGACUAUGCAAGGUUACCACUGCCAUUGCUCGACUGGGUUUCAAGGACACAAUUGCGAUGAAGAUUUACCUGCAACAAGACGUGAUGAAACAGCUUUGUUAACACCGGAGACCACUAUCUCAGCAAUAUCAUCAUUGACAUCAACAUCAGAUCCUUCAACAACUAUCAUGACUAGUGAACCUUUCGUUAAGAUAUUCGUGGCAGACUCUGGAGCGCACAAGAUAUUUGUCGCAGACUUAAAAGAAGAAUUAGUGUUCACAUCCAUCCCAUCUACGAUGAACCCAGAAUUCUUAGAGUAUGACUCUAAGAUGAAGAAGCUCUAUUGGAAUGAUGUUGUAGCCAAUCGAAUAUAUCGAGCAAAUGUGGACGGGUCAAACAGAGAGGUUGUGACUUUUGCCAGCAACGAGGCAUCUGCAGGGGUUGCCAUUGCGAAGAACACGGGUAUGCUCUUUGUCGCUUAUCCCAUGUUAAACAAGAUAACAUCAAUGUCGAUUGCACCGGGCAGCCCCAUACCAGGAAUUGAAGUUUACUUUGGAUCGCAAAGUGUAAGAGAACCAAGAGUAUUGGAAGCCGAUGAGGAAAAAGGAUAUCUUUACUGGACUAUGAGUGGAAAAGUUGCUCGCAAACUGCUAUCUGGAUCCGGUGAUACUGAAAUUAUAUACAAAAGCAUGGAUUCCGAAGAACAGUUUGGAUUCAGCAUUGACAUAAUCAGGAAAUUACGUCGUAUCUUCUUCUAUAGCCUUACCACGAAUAAGGUUUUCUACAAAGAUGUGGACAUUCCUCACAACACAUCGUUUGCUCAAGAAGUGAUCCAUGAUUACUGGCAGCGUCCAAACUUGCAACUCCGAUCCUUGAGCUACUUCAAUGAGGUCCUCGUUUGGAUCGCGAGAUACAACAAUACGGGAGUUAUCGGUAUCGCAAUAGGCUAUGAUGAUGACAACGGAUGGCUCGAGAUUAAAGAGGUCGACCAGUUCAUGACACCUAGCGGAACGCAAAUAAUCUUACCAUGAUUUCGUCUUUUAAAAAUCUAUCUGUUUAAAGGGAUAGUUGAGUUCUGUUUUCAGACCGCAAAUGCCUUUUUAGAAAACUACAUGGGGUAUGGACUAUGUUGCGUGUUAACUAGUAAUUCCAC